CACACACGGAUUAAAGAUGGCGCCCUCUCAUACAAUGAGAUGCUGUAAAAAAGGUCUCAACUGGAUACCUGUUUUAUUUAUUAACCUUGUCAUUGGCUGGUCCUACUAUGCCUACAUCGUGGAGCUUUGUGUCUAUACAAUCCCAGAUAAUGCAGAACGAAUCAGCUACUUGGUGGUCUUUCACAUUUUCUUCUUCAUGUUCACGUGGUCCUACUGGAAGACUAUAUGCUCCAGGCCAGAGGGGCCCUCCAAAGCGUUUUGUCUGCCCAAAGCUGAGAAGGAGCUGUAUGAGAAAGAGGAGCGAGCUGAGAUACAACAGGAAAUUCUGAAGAAAGUGGCCAUGAAUUUACCUGUAUAUACACGCACCCCGGGAGGAGCCAUUCGAUAUUGUGACCACUGCCAGGUAGUCAAACCCGACCGCUGCCAUCACUGCUCCACCUGUGAGAGGUGUGUGCUGAAGAUGGAUCAUCACUGCCCCUGGGUGAAUAAUUGUGUCGGAUUCUCCAACUACAAGUACUUCGUCUUGUUCCUGGCCUACGCCACUCUCUAUAGUGCAGUGAUUUCUGCCACAGUCAUUCAGUAUUUCAUCAAAUUCUGGACUAAACGGCUGCCGGACAAUCACGCCAAAUUCCACAUCCUGUUUCUGUUCAUUGUGGCGGUCAUGUUCUGUAUCAGCACCCUGUCGCUUUUCAUCUACCAUCUGUGGCUUGUGGGAAAGAACCGGACCACGAUAGAGGCUUUCAGGGCGCCCGUCUUCUCAAGUGGCCCAGACAAAAAUGGAUUUUAUCUGGACUUUAGUCAAAAUUUCACCGAGGUGUUUGGAGACCAGAAGACACGCUGGGUGUUUCCCAUUUUCUCAAGUCUGGGUGAUGGCCAUUCAUUUGUUACCAGACUGGUACAUAUAGAUCCUGAGCAAGCUAAUGCUGUCCUCCAGCAAAAUGGCAAAAGCUCUGUCGAAGGUGCAACCAAUCCUAGUGCGCUUGAUAACAAUACACAGCAUACCGCUGAUAGCAGCAAAGAGAAAACUGAUGGAGGCCAGACAGUCUCUGUCACCAUGGAGAGUGAGCCAUAAGAAGGUCAAAGGGACAUCAGACCUCAUCCUAGAGAAUCUAAGCCAUCAACUAUGAUGCCUUAAACCAGGAGCAUCAGCACCUCCACAGGAGCCAUCCUCCACCAUCCUUUAGCUUUUGACGGUGCAGUCUCAAACCACAGCUCUUGUAUGUAUAUCGGACCAAACUUACUUUUGUCAUUUAAUCUAUAAGCUAGUACCGUUAUUAUUAUGAUUAUGAUUAUGAUUAUAGUCCACAGGGACUAUACACUGACCUCAUGGACUGCACCAGAUUGAAGUGGUUUCAGAGACUUUGUCUUGUGAACCAAAGACUUUCAAAGAACUUUUUUAAAUUAUUGUUGUUGCAGCUGAAUAACUCUGGAACAGCUUUUGUUCCUCAAGCCGAUACAUUUUUAAAAACCAUGUGGACUGUGGACACAAGAAGAAAAUCAUUCUUCAUCAGUAUUAAUGUUGUAUUAUUGAUUAAGUCUCUAAAUGAGUUACGUUUCAUUAAGAGACAUGGAACCACUAAACCCAAAAAAGCAUCAGCACUAAUAUGUGUUAAUGUUAAGACAUUUCAGCACUGUUGACAGUGAAUGCAAUAAUCAUAUCCAUCAUGUUUUUUUAACUGCUAACCGAGGGUUUUUCACAGUGCACUUACCAGACGGACGGUCUGUUUUCAUGUGGUCUAAUUUAGUUUACAGUUAACCCAGAUAAAAGCUUAUAGAAAAGCCUUUCUGUUUACACUUUUUUAAUACAUUUUUCACAUUUCAAGUGAAAGGCAAACGUAUAAAUGAUAUAAGCUUCAAAUCUGAAGACCAAAUCCAGCCAUGAAGUAAGUUUCUCACACUAACCAUUGACUCUAUUGCAAGAACAUAAAGAAACACUGCAGUUAAAAUGCUUUAAUAUCAGUGAUGAAGGAAUAUCUAUAACUGAUAAAUGAUAUACUGUAGGAUAUUAGUGAGUUUGCCAUUUUUUUUAUUGCACUACAUAUUUUUGUAAUUUAUUUAUCAUUUUUUUUAGAAGUUAAUGCAAAUGUGUACUGAUUUUGCUUGCAUUGCUGCAUUUGUUUUAUAUCUAUUUUGAAUUUGAAAAGGGCGUAAUAUAAAUUCAUGUUUUUCCCGCUGUAUUUAUUCCAGAGAAAGUUUGCAGCAGUAAUUAAUUUUCCACCUUUUGCAGUGCAGUUGUAAUUAAUUCAGUUUUUUUUUUACUUCAGUUUUUAGUGUUAAUGCCAAGGAUCAAAUGCGUCGAAGGCACACCUCCUUCGAUUUGUCUUUCCAAUUUGAUGAUUGUAAGAUUUACUUGAAAGUUGGAACAAAACUACAACAGACAGCACAGAAUGAAACCACAACACAAACCUUGAAAGAUAAAAACAGUUCACAAAACCUUUUAUCCACUGUGAUCCACAUGCCUGAACUUGGAUUGAUAAGGCGGAUCUCAGUAAUCAAAUUAUAGGUUCUCUAAGCUCUAUUUCACAUUUGUUUGACUGGAAAUAGAUUGCGGUGUUGGACUGCCAGAGUGAUCAAUACAUGAUGUGUGGUUACUGACUGGUGUGUGAGCAGAGUAAUUCCUUUUUGACUCAACUAAUCUGAACCCAACUUGGUUUACUGUACCCCCAAGAGGCUUUAAAUAAAAACUGUACGUAGGCCUUUGUUUCAUGCUUUUUAUUAAAACAAAACAAAAUAUUCAUGCAAUAUGAUAUGCAUUGUAACAAUAAAUAAAACUGAGAAACACUA
Myripristis murdjan (pinecone soldierfish) is the source of this 2784-nucleotide messenger RNA. Its product is annotated as palmitoyltransferase ZDHHC20-like. The transcript has 13 exons. The coding region runs from base 17 to 1072 and encodes 351 amino acids. Gene Ontology annotation, molecular function: palmitoyltransferase activity. The record is from RefSeq and is a predicted model, not a curated record. Lineage: Eukaryota; Metazoa; Chordata; Actinopteri; Holocentriformes; Holocentridae.